GUCUACCCUUAAGAUUGGAUCCUCUCCAGGGGCGGAGGCAGUGUGAAACAUGGUGUGGCAUAUGCCACACCAGUUUCUAAUCUUUUUUUUUUUUUUUUUUUAUAUCCAUAAUUCAUAAAAGGCCUGGCACGGGGAGAAGGAAAUUAAAAGGUCUGGCAUAAUUCAUUGAUUGUGAAUUGUUUUUUCAUCUUCUCCUUGUCGUGAACCUCAAAACAAUUUUUUCAUCUUGUGAAUUUUUUCAUCUUGUUUCAUCUCCUCCUCUUCUCAAAAAUCAGAAUUCACAAUCAAUGAAUCAAAUAUCUUCUUACAACAAACAAACAAACCUCUCCUUCCACUCUCAUCAGUCAACAACAUAAUUUUCUCUCUUCACUCUAAGUCUAAGCCAAGGAUGAAGAAAUUCUUGCCUGUGUUGUCUAGAGACAAAGCUAGUUCUUCGACUAUGGAUAUUGCUCCCAACUCGACCAAUGAGGGUGUUAAAGUUGUUGAUUAUAAAUUGUUGGAAACGGAUCCAGGAAUUAGGCCUCCAAACAUGAGAUUGAUGUACCUGAUAUGGAUGCACCAUAUAUGGAAGGAAAGAAACCUAGGCGUCCCUCCGGUUUCUAGUGUUUCUAAUUUGCAUCAUUAUAAGAAUGAUUGUUUGUUUAGUGUUUUAGAUUUGCAAUUGCAAGAGCUUAAUGCUAGGUUUGAUGAAGAGAAUACCGAAAUUUUACAAUGUGUUUCAUGUUUGAGUCCUGCAAAGUCAUUUUCUGCUUUUGAUGUGAACAAAUUAUUAAGGAUGGCUGAGCUUUAUCCAAAUGAUUUUGUAGAUGUGUCGGAAGUGGAGUUGCGUAGACAACUUCAUAAUUAUGUUAGAAAUGUUAAAUCUAAUCCAAAAUUUGCAAAGUUGAAAGGGCUUUCGGAUCUUUGUACAAUACUUGUGGAAACAAAUAAGUGCAAGACAUUUGCUUUGGUUUUUAAGCUUUUGAAGUUGGCUUUGCUCUUGCCGGUUGCAACUGCAAGUGUUGAACGUGUUUUUUCAGCUAUGAAGAUUGUGAAGAGUCAUUUACGUAACAAAAUGGGUGAUCAAUGGUUAAAUGAUCGGCUUGUAACUUUUAUUGAAAGAGAUGUUCUUUUCACAAUUAGCACUGAUGUUAUUCUAGCUCAUUUUCAACAAAUGGAUGGCAGACGAUUUUCAUUGUAAUUUAACAAAUGUAUGGUUAAAUGUUUAUAUAUUAUUUUUA
Messenger RNA from Medicago truncatula (barrel medic), 1220 nucleotides. RefSeq lists its product as uncharacterized. The record is from RefSeq and is a predicted model, not a curated record. The transcript is spliced from 2 exons. NCBI's taxonomy places the organism in Eukaryota, Viridiplantae, Streptophyta, Magnoliopsida, Fabales, Fabaceae. The coding region runs from base 389 to 1180 and encodes 263 amino acids. Gene Ontology annotation, molecular function: protein dimerization activity.